AUGGCUAGUGGAUCGCUGGCAUAUCGACCACACCAGGAUCUGGACACAGACCUGACGAAGUUUGGCUUCCUAGUCUAUGCUGGAACCGUUCGUGACUUCCACGAAUGGGAGUUCCGAGCUAUGACAAGGUGGAAGCAGACCAAGGUGGAGGAUAGAUCCGACCUUGCGUCCAAGUUCCUCGACUCCUUAAGGAGCGAGGCAUACAUUGUCGCAGAAGAUUUGGGUACCGACGUUCUGUUCUCGAGUCAGAACAUCCCCAAGGUGAUCGAGGCGGUUAGAGAACGCCUGUUCCCUCUGGCGGAACAAGAGACGAAGGAACUUUAUCGGUUAGGGACCCAAGUCGGCGGCAUGUUGUCACGACAGCCGGGGGAGCCGAUGAUCUCCUACAUCGACCGCCGCAAGCGGUGGCUACGCAAGCUUCAGCAAUUGGACAAGGCCCUUCACAUAAGUGAAGCGGUGCUGACAGAUUUGUUGCUGGACAACAGCGGGCUCACCCGGCAAGAGCGACUCAUGGUGCUGACCUCGAUGUCAGGCAGCACAGCGACGAAGGAUGCCGAGGCAUCACUGAUUCGCAUGCACAAUCGUAUCCAUACGUUGGAACGAAAGCAGCCAUCCGCCAAAGGCGGAACUGGCAAAGGGAAAGGUUUUCCCAGGAAGGGAGACCGAGGAAAAGGUAAAGGAUACGGCAAGAGAUCCCAGAAAGGGACUGCUUACACGUACCUUUCGGCCGUGGAAGACCUCUUCGAGUACCCUGACGCCGAAGAAGACGACGACGGAACAGCCUACCUGGCAGGCCAAGAGGACCAGGACGGCCAAGGCGGUGAUGGGCAGGACUGGGCGUACCACGGCGCUGGGUUCGACGAGGAAGACAAAGAGGCUUUGGCGUUUCUCGCAGACACCGUGCAGUGCGAGACCGUUGCCUUUAUGGCGCGGGCCAAGGCUAAGGGUAAAGGAAAGUCUGUGAUGCAGAAGAGUGCACAUGGAUAUCGGCCGAGAUCUACCGGUCUCACUGUUGAAGACAGGAGACGGAAGCUCCAUGAGAUUAAACUCAGGAGCACGUGCAAAACGUGUGGCAGAAAGGGCCACUGGGCUGGUGACAAGGAAUGCCCAGGCCCAGGGAAAGGUGCAGGAAAGCCUGCAGUGGCACACCUUGCCCAGGUCAGGCGUGUGAUGGAUAAAUCCACACAGACCUGCGACUUCAGCGCUAGCCCCAGCGAGAGCGACAGCGAGAGUCAAGGCUUUGACCCGGAGCCAACAGCGAACUACGUUAGCUUGGGUCAGGACUCUGAGACGGAGCCUGCGGCGUACAUGGGUUUCUUCGACAGGACCGACUUUGAAGAGUCCGACGAAGAGCUCCUGGACGACUUUGCGUCGCAAGGCGCCCCCUCCACGGAAUGGGAUACCAUAGAGUACCCUGAUGGCAGCGACCAGGUGUUUCGGUUCGGGAUGCACAGGGGUAGCACCUACCUUGAGGUUUUGCAGAACCACCCCGAUUACUACUAUUGGGGCCUCAAGGAGAAAGAGCCGAGCACCAUGCUAGAAGCAUGGCUUAUCUGGGUGUAUCGCAACUUUGAGGUUCCACCGGUCGGCGGUGGAAGGGCUACACUCAGGGCGGUCACGUUGCCGGUGGAGGCCGACUCGCUGCAGAAGGCUAGGAAGGAGGUGACCUUUGAGAAGGCACCUAAGAGCAAGCUCGGGUUGUUGAAGGCGGAUCCCAAAGGACCGUGUGUUGGCGGCUGUCCCGCACACGCUCUGAACAAAGCCGGUAGCAACGCGCAUGUAAUCAAGACUACUUGCAUGUUGUGCGGCACCCGGACCUCAAACCCGAGACCAAAGGCUGUACCGAAGAACGACCCCCUCACGUGCGAGCACAAGCGCACAGACAACAGGAACAGCACGAGAUCGGUACACCGCACCUUUUGCCUUGAUUGUUGCACUGUGGUAGAGGAAAUCCCGCAGAAGCUCUUUAAGGAGCAGAAGGGACUCGCCGAGCAGGUGCAGCAGUCUCCACUCAAGGUGCAGAACCUCACGAGGAGACAGCUGGAGGAGUACAACUUUACGAAGUUUGAGGCAGGUGAGGUGGUUAAGAAGUUCUUCAAGCACAUGGACAAGUUUUUGUUGAAAGUUGACAACGUCAGUUCAACCGAGUUGUCUAGUUGCCUUGAGGAUGCAAUGGACCAAGUUGUAGAGCAAACGAAGUUACGCAUGCAACAUGGUAGGGCAGCUGACGUAGCUAGGUCUAGUCAGGAAGUAGAGCCCCCACCUUUGCCUGCGUUUUCUCCUGUGCGUCGUGAGCGUAGGAGUGCACAGCCUCGUGAGCAUGCGUCGCCCGCCGCCGCAGCAGCAGCUGGCCCGAGGGAGAGAGGCGCAGCUGUUAGAGACGCCAUGGCGGCGUCGCCUCCCAGCGGAAAGGGCUGGGGAAGCCGAGAGAAGUUCGCCGGCGUGGCGACGGUGAACAAGGAAGGUGAUCCUGGAGAGGACACCAAGCUGACGCUCACCGCUCUGGUGGGGCAGCUGCAGAAGGAUGAUCUCGAAGGAGACAUCAGCCCGAAGAGCGUGCAGAGCUCAGACAGUGAGCCUGCACCCCUGGACGAGGAGAUUGCUGAGCCGCAACUCCAGCUCGUGGAUCCCUUAGAGGACCACGAAAACGUCUGGGUGAUGCUGGACGAGGGCUGCAACCAGACUUGCCACGGGACGAAAUGGAGGGCUCACUCCUCAAAGGUCCUGGCAAAGUUUGGGUUGCAGUUCACCAGCGUGCGCUCGAGCGGCACGAGCUUCAAGGGCAUUGGAGCGGCUCGAGCGACGGGCAAGUUCGCAAUGCCGUUCGCCCUCCGCAUCAUGCCGGAGAGCGGAGGCCUUCGCCGGAGCACCCGUCUGCAGGGAGAGCUCUCCAGCGUGGAGCUGGACUCUCCGGACGUGCUAUGCCUCCUGUCCUUGCAGGAUCAGGUUCAGCUUGGCCUGAUCAAGGACCUGAGGCGUGGCGAGUGCCGAAUCUCGGGUUACGCCGGGACACUGCAGUUGGCGAGGCACUCGAAGACUGGCCUCCUCCUCCUGUGCGUGAGCCAGUUUGGGGCGAACGUCACAGAGAGGCACAGAAAGUUUGCAGUGAAGCCGGAGGUGAUCCCUAAGAGGACAUCCAAGAAGGAGAAGAACACGUUCUCGAUCCCUUUGAGGGACGGGACCUCAUUCAAGGAAGAGACCUUGAUCCCUUCAGGGGACAAGGACAGCACGGCGUACAUGCUGUCCGAGAUGGUGAAGGAGGCCGAAGGACAGCGGAAGGAGGUUCUGGUGGUCACGUUGGGCCUGGAAAAGGUCGAGACCUGCCAGCGUGGACGCGGCACCUACUGUGGACUCACGGAACUUUUCCGGAGUAUGCGGAAGGGGCAGUCGCACGAGUUCUCGCUGAACAACGAAGCCCACGAAGACACGCUUCUGGAAAGCCUGCGCCAGAAUUUUGAAUCCUUCCGGGACUACGCCACGGAGCAGAUCCUCUUCCUGGACUGCCGGCACAUGAACGACCCUGGGAAGGACAAGUCCCUCAGGGACCACUUAGGCACGUACCCCAAGAACGUGCAAGCCAUGGUUUUGGACCAGAAGAGAAAUGGCAAGUGGGUGGCGUUCAUGAAGGAGGUCGUGCCGGCCGUGCACAAGCUCAUCCAGGAGAACGAGGAGACGUACGAAGUGCAAGCGCAGCUUCUUCACCUUUGCGACGGACACAACUGGAGAUACCUAUGCGGUGGUUGCGCGGAGUGCAACUGGGAGUCCAAGGAGGCUAAAAGCACCGCAGAGAAGGUGAUGGACUUCGCGCUGGUUCGAAUUCGUGCCCAAGGUGUGGGUGCGAAAGGAUGGCCAGCGCCGCUUUUAGGCGACGAUGGCGUCGUGGUGGAAGAGCCGAUCCCUUCGGGGACAGCUCAGGCAGCGGGCGCGGGAUCGACGCCGCAGCCUGACUCGGCUGUCAAGGAAGAGGCCGCUCAAGGCGAGCAGCCCGGAGACAAGGACCACGACGAGGAGGACACCGCUGGGGCAGCCGAGGCCAGUGCCAGCUCGAAGGCACAGGCGCAGCCUUUCACGGUGGACACCCCUGACGGAGUGUCGGUGCCAGUCCACGACUUGCGCCCCGAGCUGGAAGGAUUAGAUGACAAGUCCCUUGAGAAGGUAAGUUUUCUUUUUCUUUCUAGGGUUUAUAGUGUCUUCAACCCAGCGAAGCUUACAGAAGUCACUACGCUCGUUGCCAAGUACGCGGCGGACCACACCUCGCUCACCUGUGCCGUUGCCGCGAAGUACUUGGAGUACGAGGCGGCGAAGGCACUCCUGUCGUCGCUGGUGGCAGACGUCCGAUCCGGAAAGCGGACGGAAAAAGAGUGGGACACCGACCUGGAGCUGGCGAACCGAAGCCUGGACGUGACCAGGCGUGUGGGUCACGAGGGAGCCGGACCGCCGGUUCGCGUGUCCUACAGGGCACACGCUGCGAAGUCCUGGGAUAAGAUCCCGACGGAGUUGCAGCGCUACCGCAAGCACGUGGCGAUCCAAUGGACGCCCGAUGGGCCCUGGGAGUGGCGCGAGACCAACGCGGCCGCCCACUCAUGGGUUUACUUCGGCGACCGUUGGGACCAGCACCCGCGCCACAUGCUGGUGUUCUUGGUUCCGCCACGCGGUGGCAGUGCCUUCUACGUUGGAGGCAUGCUUCCGGAUCUCAUGGCUUCCGACCUGAAGGUGAUGAAGAAGGAGACCGGAAAGAUGUUUGAGGAUUCUUGCAAGAACCUCAACACGCACGACGACCUGCUGAUGCAGGCCUUGGGGCUCCCGUCGGUGGCGAUCACGGGCGAGCCGCCCACGAUCUUUGCCCUGGCGAGCUCGGAGUUCCAGCCCGGAUCCCUUGAGAGGACCGGCGCUAAGGUGAUCGUGCGUCACCCUGGCUACCGUAUGAUCCUUCUGGAGGACAUCGGUUGGCAGAAGCAAAUCUCUAAAGAGAUUGCUAAGAUCCGUCCCGACCUCCUGCUGUUGGUGUACAGUUUGGAAGACCAGGCGAUAGGUGAAGUCAUGUCUAGUUGGGCGAACUGUGACCAUGACAUACACUACUCACCUGUGAGCAUCGACACAGUAGGCACGCAAGUUGGUUUUGCCGAAACCUUGUUGCUUGUGUUGCAAGAGGGCUGUGUAGAGGACCACGUUGCUGAAGCGUUUCCUGUUGAGGCAAGGCAGGAUGAGGUCGAGCAAUCUGGUACUCUAGAUGCUAUAGUGGAUCUUAGAGACAACAGGACCACUUUUAUGGAUGAUCUGGAACUCGCCGAAGAAGCAGACAUCUUAGACACGUUGCCUCUAGCAGGGUUUCCGAAGGAAGAGUCUGAAAGGAGGAAGGCGUGGUCUAAGGUACUCCGUGGGGCAGGUGCUUCUGAAGAGUUGGUGAAUGCAGCUAAGAUCUUCAAGUGUGAGUCUUGCAGGGUUAGCGAAGAGAAGGUUUGCACACACCCUGUGUCAGCUCCACCACCUUACGAGUUCAACCACACAGUUUCGGUGGACGUGCUGGAGACUGCAGACUCAACAGGCGCAAAGUUUAGCUGGCUGAACAUUAUAGAUGUCGGCACAAGCUAUCAAGUUGUGACCUUGGUCCGCGUGCAGAAGUUCAUGCAGCACUGGGUUUCCCCUUUUGGGUGGCCAAAGGUGGUUUCCCACGACCGUGGUUUACACAACCGGGGCGCUUUCGCUCACGGCUUGGGUAGCCAUGGAGUCCAGAUCCGCCAAGCCGGACUGGAAUCGCCUGAGCACAUAGGAAAGUGCGAAAGGCAUGGAGGCAUCAUAAAGCGAGCCUUCAAGCGUUUGGUCAAGGACCACAACGUUGUGGGCAAAGAUGAUGUCAAGGUGGCGAUGCUCGAGGCGCAGGUCGCAAAGAACGAGUUCAUGCGUGUUGGAGGCUUCAGCCCCACCCAGUGGGUGCUUGGACGCCUGCCCAGAGGAGUGGGCCACGUUUUGGACGAGGAAGAGCUAGGACAGCUUGGAGUCUUGUCGGGCAGGUCAGAUGCCACGACUGCGUUCGGCCGCCAGGCCGAAUUCCGCCACACUGCCAGAAAGGCAUUCGUCCAUGAGGACUGCAGUCGCAGGGUACGAAAGACCGUUUUGCGAAAAGCGGCUCCCCUGCCGGGGAAAUACCAAGCUGGCGACCUAGUUUGCUAUAGGAUCGCGCGAGAUGAGCACUCAGGGCGUACCUGUGGCGACCAGCUUGGCACGACUCAGACCGUGCACAUCGCUGAGGUUCUAGCGUUCCAAGUGUUGAACCGUGGCAACAUACAGUACGAGCACGCGGAGGUUGAGCGCGAGCAGCAGAGGUACAUUGAUGCCACCGGGGAUGAUCUAGUACUAGACGACCCAGAAGAGCCACCGGACGGAGGAAUUGGGAUAGGUACUCCGAUCCAAAUGGAUGCCGAAGCAGAUCCUCCAGAGACUGCGGCCGCUGCUCCAGAACGAGCUGUUCGAAGGAGAGUUGGAGCAACACGUGAAGAGUCACGGGCCGUGACUGUGGAGGAGCCAGAGGACGAACAGGUGGACCCUUCAGGAGGGAUCCAAGAGCCGAUGGCUGAGGACACGGCGGUGGACGCCGAUGGUGAGGCCGAGGCCACGGAAGGCAGCUCAGCGCUUCUUCUGAGGGCUUACGCCAGCCACUUCUGGACGAAAGAGGAAAGAACCGUUUGGAACUCACUCCCCGGGGAAAAGGAGUACGAGGCCUUACGGGUUUUCUUCGCAGACCGCGUCGAGGACGACAAGAAGGUGACGCAGUGGCGCAAGCGCCGCAAGAACUUUACGUCCAAGAAACAGAAGGAGAAGCACGGGAAGAUCCUAAUGUACCACAAAUGCCCUGAGGAUGUUCAGAAGGAACUGGACAAGAGCAGAGCCAAGGAGUGGGCAAAGUGGCAGGACUUCAGUGCUGCGAUCAUUCUUGAUGACGCUCAGUAUGAUGAGUUGAUCCGUGAAGGACAUCAAGUCAUACCUACCCAAUGGGUAGAGCUGGACAAGAACCACAACAAGAGGUUACUUGAUCCUACCGUGGAGGCCAACUACAAGAGUAGAUUGGUUGUUCGGGGUGAUCUUGAGAAGGGUGAUCCUAGGAGUGAUAGCCCUACUGCUAGCAUAGAAGCUCAGAACUUAGUGUUUUCGUUUGCGGCUUCUAGGAAGGUCAAGAUUAAGUCCCUGGACGUGACCAACGCCUAUUUUCAAGGCGAGGAGAUAGAUAGAGUACUUCUACUAUCUCAGCCCAAGGGAGGACUCCCUGGGCUCAAGCCCCACCAGCACAUGCUGGCGAGAGCACCCAUCUACGGCAGCACCGAUGGUGGUAGACGGUUUUGGAAGCGGCUUAGGAAUUACCUUAAGGGUAAAGGACUCCGCGAGAACCGCAUCUACCGCGCUUUGUACAGUUACACCGACGCCGAUGGGGUUGUACAGUUGCUCUUGACGUCCCACGUAGACGAUCUAUUGUGGGCUUGUGAUCCGUCAUGUGAUUGGAUCAUGAACGAUCUUAUUGAGACGUUCAAAUGUGGAAAGGUCAAGACCGGGAGCUUCAGGUACUGCGGGAAGGAGAUAAGCCAAGACGAGGAUUUCAAUAUCCAUGUGACCUGCAGCGAGACAACGAGGAACGUGAACAAGAUUCACGUUGACAAGAGGAGGCACCCGGGAGAUCCCUUAACGGACUCUGACAAGACGCAGAUGAAGAGCGUCGCGGGGUCCCUUGCUUGGGUUUGCAGGCAAUGCCGACCCGACUUGAGCUAUAGGGUAUCCAAGAUCCAGUCGGCUUCUAGCAAUGGUACCGUCGCUGACAUCAGAGAUGCCAACAAAGCGGUCGAGUACGCUAUUAGCACCUACGACAGAGGACUUGUUUUCAAGUCCGGGCUGUUGGACUGGAAGACACCAGGUGCUCUUUUGAGUCUGGUGAUCACGGACGCUUCUCACGCGAAUGAGUCCGAAGAGAUGAUCAUAAAUGAGAUGACAUCUGUGGAAGGACACCGGAGCCAAGGUGCAAGGAUGGUGUUUCUUACAGACGGCGCCCUGUGGAAAGGGAACAGGGGUAGCAUUCAUCCCAUCUUGUGGGCGAGCAACCUCGUUCGGAGGGUAUGUCGCUCCACCAUACAGGCAGAGGCCUACACACUUCAGGCAGGUGUGGAGGACGGUGACGUGCUGAGAGCAGCUGUCACUGACAUCUUCGGAUGCCUCGAUAUGAAAAGGUGGGAGGCUACGUCGGCCAAGACAGACUGUAAGAGUCUGGAGCUGACGCUUUCGAAUCCGAAAUGCAAUAAGCAUUCGGACAAGAGAUUGAGUAUCGAGAUCGCGUCUCUCAGACAGGAGCUAUGGCGCAAAGCUGGCGAGAAAGCAGGAGAUCCGUUUUACGACGACUACAAACCAGCGGAUGAUCAGUUAACUGACAUCGUCAGAUGGAUUGACACUGACGUGAUGAUCGCUGAUCCAUUGACGAAGGUCAUGGAGCCGGUCAAGUUGGUUGAGGCUCUGAAAACCAACACACUCGACGUAGAGCAGCCGCUCGAGAGUGUCGUGAAGAAGCGCGCCAAGCAGCUUCAGAGGAGGUCGACGAAGAAGGAAGAGGACAACGAGCAAGACCGUUGA
Messenger RNA from Symbiodinium sp. CCMP2592, 8607 nucleotides. Lineage: Eukaryota; Dinophyceae; Suessiales; Symbiodiniaceae. The record is from the annotation of a GenBank genome assembly.